CAAACAAACUACAAUCUUACGAAGAUAUGAUCAAGUCGUUGAAAGAACAAUUGUUAGAUACUAAUAAAAUGCUAGAGAGUGUUGUGAAAAGUCUGGCAAAAGAAAAGAAUAACUGAGCUCAAUUAGAUACUUGAUUGAUUGAAAUUACAAAAUAGUUUGUUAAUUGAGAAUCGAGGAAACUUAAUUGUAGUUAGUUAAUAAUGUGCACGUGAACGAUUGCAAAUAAUCGAAACUACAUCUUAAUAUUUAAUAAAUCAAUUAAAAUCCGAUAAAAUCGAUUGAUUUAACUUUCUAUAUAAAUAUCAUUUUAAGCAUUGUAACGAGUGACUUAUGGGAAAAGGGUGGCGGAACCUGAAGUGAAAGUGAACGUAGAAAAAAAAAUAUACAUGUUUAAUAACGAUGGCAUUAAGACUAAUGGUUAUAUUUCCAUUAAUUUUUACGAAUAUGUAUGACAAAGUUGAUAUUGAAGCAAAUGUUACUGGUGGAGGGUUUUCUGGACAAGCUGGUGUUAUACGAUUAGGUAUUUCAUUAGGGCUUCGAAGCUUUGUCGAUAAUGACAUGAUAGAAAGAAUGAAACUUGGUAAGAAAAAUAUUGUUUUUUUAAUUAUUCAUUUCUUAUAAUUAAAUUUAAUUUUGAAAUACAAAAAUAAUUGA
This is a messenger RNA of Apis dorsata (giant honeybee), 654 nucleotides long. RefSeq names its product 30S ribosomal protein S9-like. Gene Ontology annotation, biological process: translation. The coding region runs from base 400 to 621 and encodes 73 amino acids. The transcript is spliced from 2 exons. Gene Ontology annotation, molecular function: structural constituent of ribosome. NCBI's taxonomy places the organism in Eukaryota, Metazoa, Arthropoda, Insecta, Hymenoptera, Apidae. Gene Ontology annotation, cellular component: ribosome. The record is from RefSeq and is a predicted model, not a curated record.